Messenger RNA from Arxiozyma heterogenica, 921 nucleotides. RefSeq lists its product as uncharacterized. The transcript has a single exon. Bases 1 to 921 code for a protein of 306 amino acids. Gene Ontology annotation, biological process: glyoxylate cycle. Gene Ontology annotation, cellular component: cytoplasm; peroxisomal matrix. The record is from RefSeq and is a predicted model, not a curated record. Lineage: Eukaryota; Fungi; Ascomycota; Saccharomycetes; Saccharomycetales; Saccharomycetaceae. Gene Ontology annotation, molecular function: malate synthase activity.
AUGCCAAGAGGUACUAUUAAAGCAACUGUUUUGAUUGAAACUUUACCAGCUGCUUUCCAAAUGGAAGAAAUCAUGUAUCAAAUAAGACAACAUUCUAGUGGAUUGAAUUGUGGUCGUUGGGAUUAUAUUUUUUCCACUAUUAAGAAGUUAAGAAAUAAACCAGAAAAUAUCCUACCAAAUCAAGAUCAAGUUACCAUGAAAUCUCCAUUUAUGGAAGCAUAUGUGAGGAAAUUGAUUAAUACUUGUCAUCGUAGGGGUGUACAUGCUACGGGUGGCAUGGCGGCUCAAAUUCCUAUCAAUAAUAAUUCAAAAGCUAAUGAUGCAGCAAUGGAAAAAGUCCGUCAAGAUAAAAUAAAAGAGAUGAAAAAUAGGCAUGAUGGGAUAUGGAUUGCGCUUCCUGCUUUAGCUCCUAUAUGUAAUGACGUUUUUGCAGAUAUGGGGUCUCCAAAUCAACUAUAUUACAUUCCUGAAAUAUCUGUAGGUACAGCAGACUUACUAAAUACAAGAAUACUUGGCAGUAAAGUUGCAAUUGAAGGUAUUAGAAUUAACUUAAAUAUUGGAUUGCAAUAUAUGGAAGCUUGGUUGAGAGGAUUUGGUUAUGUUCCAAUUACUAAUUUAAUGGAAGAUGCAGACAUUGCAGAAGUGUCUCGUUGUCAAUUUUAUCAAUGGGUUUGUUAUGAUGUUUUAUUAGAUAAUAUAAAUGAAUCAGUAAAAGCUGAAUUAACCACAAAAAUUUUAAAGGAAGAAGUUGCAAAAUUAGUCGCUCAAUCUCCUAUUGGUGAUGAUAACAAAUUUGAAUUGUCAGCUAAGUAUCUUUUACCUAAAAUAAGAGGAGAAAAAUUUAGUGAUUUUCUAACUACAUUACUUUAUGAUGAGAUUAUUGAGUUGAAUGAAAAAUCAUUUGAUUGUUUUACAUUAUAA